AUGUCAUACUUAACUCAAAAACAAGCACAAGAUAUUGAUCAAGAAUUAUUUAAUGAGUAUAAGUUCAGUGUCGAUCAAUUAAUGGAAUUAGCUGGACUAAGUUGUGCCAGUGCAAUUAGUAGCAUUUAUAAUGAUAAAAAUAAAUUUUUAAAAUGUUUAGUUGUGGCUGGAGGUGGAAAUAAUGGGGGCGAUGGUCUAGUUUGUGCUCGCCAUUUGAAAAUGUUUGGUUAUGAACCAACAGUCUUUUAUCCAAAACGUACCGAUAAAGAAUUAUACAAUAAUCUUGUUAAACAAUGUGAAAAAAUGGAUAUUGACAUUUUGGAUAAACUAGAAAAUAAUAAUAAAUAUUCCGAUUAUCAUCUUAUUGUUGAUGCUAUAUUUGGUUUCGGUUUUAAUGGUGAAAUUCGUCAACCGUACGCCGAUAUUCUUAAAGAAAUGAAAAAGGUAGAAAAACAAAUACCAAUUAUAUCGAUUGAUGUACCAUCAGGUUGGAAUGUGGAAAGUGGACCAGAUAAUGAUUCAUCAUUAGAACCAGAAUGUGUGAUUUCAUUAACGGCUCCAAAAACAUGUAUGAAACAUUUCAAAGGCAAAUAUCAUUUUAUUGGCGGACGAUUUGUACCGGAUUCAUUACAAAAAAAAUAUAAUUUAGUAUUGCCAAAAUAUUCAGGAUGUGAACAAUUUGUAAAAGUUUAA
This is a messenger RNA of Didymodactylos carnosus, 693 nucleotides long. The record is from the annotation of a GenBank genome assembly. NCBI's taxonomy places the organism in Eukaryota, Metazoa, Rotifera, Eurotatoria, Philodinida, Philodinidae.